GGCCGGAAUUAAGGCUAAAUGGCUAACGCUGAAACAGACAAAAAGACAAGGCACGCACAGGGCAGAGAAAAAGUUUGUGCCUUUAUAUACCGAGUCCUUUGACUCGGACUCCCCCACUCUCUCCCUGUUUUUCUUUUGAAUAUAUUGUGGCAAAAAUCUACAGAGCAUCGCAGAUACGGAAAGAUGGAAGGUAAGAGAGCGGAGGAAGCUGCUGGCCCAUCUUCAGGGCUUCCCGCAACAAGACCAGAAAUGCCUGAAAAUCCAAAUGAAGAGGAAGAUGAAGCAGAAGAGGAGGAAGAAGAAGCCGAUCAUCAUAAAACUGGCGGGGUAGUCAAUGCUUUUGUUCCUGCUCCUCCUGUUUCUCUCAAGGAGCAGAUCGAACUCGACAAGGAGGACGAGAGCCUAAGGAGGUGGAAGGAGAAACUAUUGGGUUGCUUGGAAAGUGAUUUAGAUGGGCAAGUGGAUCCUGAAGUGAGAUUCCAUUCCAUUGGAAUUGUGUCUGAUGAUUUUGGUGAAAUUGUUUCUCCGCUGCCCGUGGAUGAAAACCAAAAUGGUCGAGUCCUAUUCACUCUCAGGGAAGGGUCUCGCUAUCAGCUUAAGCUCAAAUUUAGUGUCCUCCACAACAUUGUAUCUGGCCUCGCAUACUCCAACACUGUUUGGAAAUCUGGGCUUCAAGUUGACCAGAACAAAGGAAUGCUGGGUACUUUUGCUCCUCAAAAAGAACCAUAUGUCCAUGCGUUGAACGAGGAGGUCACUCCAUCUGGCGCGCUUGCAAGAGGUCUUUACUCUGCUGAACUUAAGUUUGAAGAUGAUGACAGAAGGUGUCACUUAGAGCUUAAAUAUUUGUUCGAGAUCAAAAAGAGGAGCUAGCCAGCCUUGGUUUUCUGAUGCAUCUCUUCUUCCAGUCUUUGCUUGCCAUCCUCUUUAUUCUUUCUGAACGUAAACAAAGCUCUUUUGGGCGUCACUUUUGUUGCAUUUUUAUACUUGUUUGUCAUCAUAUAAAAAAUUGGGUGUUUUACUGUGCCACGGCCUUAUCAUGUUCACAACUGCAAAAUGAUUUUAUUCUGAUACGUAUGGCAGGCACAAAAAGCUUCUCUUUCACUUGAA
This is a messenger RNA of Neltuma alba, 1107 nucleotides long. Its product is annotated as rho GDP-dissociation inhibitor 1. The coding region runs from base 184 to 870 and encodes 228 amino acids. The record is from RefSeq and is a predicted model, not a curated record. NCBI's taxonomy places the organism in Eukaryota, Viridiplantae, Streptophyta, Magnoliopsida, Fabales, Fabaceae. The transcript has 5 exons. Gene Ontology annotation, molecular function: Rho GDP-dissociation inhibitor activity; protein binding. Gene Ontology annotation, cellular component: membrane; cytoplasm; cytosol. Gene Ontology annotation, biological process: Rho protein signal transduction.